CCGAUUCAGCAGCACACGCGCUUACUCUACAGUUUGGUUAGGUACCGUGUUACCAACUGUCAAAAAAAAAUUGUAAAAAAUAAUAUUUUUCUAUCAAGAAAUUUUUUGCUUCAAAAAUAAACUCAAAAUUAAAAUUUUUAUAUACUGAUAAAAUUAAGAAAAAAAAAAAAUGAGUCACGGUAAAGAUGAAACAAUUGGAUUAAGAAAAAAUUUAGAAGAUCAAUUAGAGCGACUGGUUCAGCAGUUAGAAGAUUUAGAAGAAUGUCGAGAGGAUCUAGAGCCGUCAGAGUAUGAAGAAACUAAAAAUGACACCAUCGAGCAGCUAAAAGAACUGAAUGCGAGUCUCAGAAGAAUAAUAUCAGGAGACAUAACUCUGAUUGAUCAGCUGGGUGCGAUGCAACUGGCAACUCAAGCAGCAAUUAGCGCAGCCUUUAAAACACCGGCUGUAAUAAGGAUGUUUGGGAAAAAAGAGCCAAAGUUAUUGAGAGAACGGCUGUCAUUAAUUGAACGAGACGCUAAACUUGGUAAAUUAAGUAAAGAAGCCAGUGACAGACAGAGAAGCGAAGUAUUGACGGCAUUGAAGCACUUGGGUGAAACGUUAAGUCAAUCUGAAUUGGAAUUAAUACAGAGGCUUACUCUUGAUAAUAUUGACACGACAGAUUUUAUUCAAGUAUCUGAUUACAAGGAAAAAAGUCAAGUAGCUCGGGCAAUAGUUAGUCAAGAAGUUAAAGAUAAUAAAAAAGAUUGAAUUUUA
This is a messenger RNA of Cotesia glomerata, 754 nucleotides long. Its product is annotated as protein LZIC-like. The transcript has 3 exons. Lineage: Eukaryota; Metazoa; Arthropoda; Insecta; Hymenoptera; Braconidae. The record is from RefSeq and is a predicted model, not a curated record. Bases 170 to 748 code for a protein of 192 amino acids. Gene Ontology annotation, molecular function: beta-catenin binding.